Messenger RNA from Penicillium verhagenii, 2745 nucleotides. Its product is annotated as STE11 family mitogen-activated protein kinase kinase kinase. The record is from RefSeq and is a predicted model, not a curated record. The transcript is spliced from 3 exons. Gene Ontology annotation, molecular function: ATP binding; protein kinase activity; protein binding. Bases 1 to 2745 code for a protein of 914 amino acids. Lineage: Eukaryota; Fungi; Ascomycota; Eurotiomycetes; Eurotiales; Aspergillaceae. Gene Ontology annotation, biological process: protein phosphorylation.
AUGUUGGCCAAGACUCAAUACUCCGCUGGUCCCUUGGGGGUUCCGACACCAGUGACGGCUUAUCACACGACCACCCCCCGACCCGCGACAGCGACAAAAGUGGAUGGAAUUGGGUUUACAAGCCCAACCAAGUCGGAAUUCUCCGAUGGACAUGAUGAGCUCGCGGCCAUUCGAGCCUGGGAUGAGAAGAAGGUUGUGGCUUGGCUUCGAAGCAUUCACUGCGGCCAAUACGAGUCCUUUUUCAGAGGUAUUUUUUGCCCUAUAACCGUUACCGAAUGGAUGAAACCUAACGCCAUAUUAGCCAACAACUUUAACGGUGACAAUCUCAUCGACUGUGACCAAAAGAUAUUGCAAGAAAUGGGCAUUAAGAAAGUCGGUGAUCGGGUGCGCAUCUUUAUCGCGAUCAAACAACUUCGGAGCAAGGCUACAUUGAACCCAAGGCAAAAGAAUAUUAACAAGUUAGCUGCCAUGGAGGCUGCCGCCUUAUCCUCCGAACCCUCGCGCUUCUCAGGUUUCCCAAAUCUUGGCAAUGGACGCAUGUCUCAAUUGGCAGAGGAGUUCGGCAAGCCAUCCCCUGGAACACCUGGUGACUCUGACCGCUGGCGUAAGGAUUAUCUGAACCAGCCAUCGUCGGGAGGCUCGGGUAAUGGUCGAAGUUCCAGUGCUGCCACCGACGGCUCGAGAAGCUCACACCCCCGUAACCCUAGUCUUGACGGAUUGACCAUGGGUCCACUCCCACCCAAUUCGCCAGUGAUCCGCGUGAUCUACACUGGUGGGCAGACCAAGGUUCUUGAUAUUCGACACUGCAGAACACCAGAUGAGGUGAUGGUUGGCGUUUUAAAGAAGCUACAGCUUCCAGAGCACCAGUACAGAAACUACUGUUUCUAUGUUCUGGAUGGUUUAGACCCGGAUCUGGCCAACUGCAGACGUUUGACCGAGAGUGAGCUGAUGGAAAUCUGCGAAGGCGUCAGCAAGUCUGAACGUGGUCGUUUAAUUUUGCGGAAGAUUCACGCUGGAGAGCCAGAUGGCGAUGAACUUCGUCGGGCGUCACAGCUGGCUGUGGACGAAAGUUCUGUUACACAUCAAAUUGCCCUGAACAGAUCCAAUCGUCGUAAUCAACAUAAGAUUCAACAACUCACAGGGGAAUCCUGGCAGGUCAUCAAUACCAAGCAACCAGUCUCUCCACAAGGGCCCCACAGUCGCUCCACCCCCUCUAUUGAGCUGGAACAGAUGUCGCCCAAUGACCAGCGCAACCCGGUUGCAAAGCUUCGCUCAUUCUUCGGCCAAAGACCUCCAAGUGAGAUGAUCAUUCACGAGCUUCCAUCAUUCUUCCCUAGUCAUGACCGGCAAGACAUUGAGAAGACAAUGCGCAGAUCGCAACGUCUCAGUCGUGCUGCAAGUCGCCUCAGUGUUGUCAGCAACUACAGUGUUGCCUCAAGUCUCAGGGAUGCGCCUCCACUUCCACCAUUGCCUUCUAUUCCUCCCAUACCCCCAAUGCCCAACAUUGCCGACGCCUGGCUCCAGCACCAAGGUGGAGCGCCGGCAGCACGUGCCCGUCCAAUUUCUAUCACCAAAUUCAACCUGCCUCAAGCCUCAUAUCGUGACUCAAUUGCAUCAAGCACUCUCCAGCCGCUUCAAGAAGAAUCUCCAACUACAACAGAGCCGAACCGCAAAUCUUAUGUCUCACUGGAUAGUGGCUCGGAUGAGCCAAAUCCAUCUCGGCAGAGUGUGAUGGAGGAAAGGAUGAGUGUUGCUGCGACUGACGGUGGUUCUUCAAAUGACCGAAUGAGUGUUAUUGUGCCCGAUGAUGAAGAGGAGGAGGAGGAAGAGGAAGAGGAGGAAGAAGACCCUGGAAUGGACGACUUCUUGGCAGGCAAUCACUUCGCACCGUCGAACUGGAUGAAGGGUUCUUUGAUCGGCGAGGGUUCCUUUGGAAGCGUUUUCCUUGCUCUGCACUCUAUUACUGGAGAGCUUAUGGCUGUGAAGCAGGUUGAAGUUCCUUCCGGCCCUAAGGGCACAGAACUCGAUCAACGCAAGAACCUUAUGGUCAACGCUCUCAAACAUGAGAUUGAACUUUUACAAGGAAUGCACCACCCGAACAUUGUGCAAUAUCUCGGCACAGGUGCCGAUGAAGAGCACCUCAACAUUUUCCUUGAGUAUGUGCCGGGUGGUUCGAUUGCAACUAUGCUUAAACAGUACAAUACUUUCCAGGAGCCGCUGGUCAAGAACUUUGUUCGGCAGAUUCUGGCAGGUCUCUCCUACCUGCACAGCAAGGAUAUCAUUCACCGUGAUAUCAAGGGUGCCAAUAUCCUUGUCGACAAUAAGGGUGGAGUCAAAAUCUCUGAUUUCGGUAUCUCUAAGCGUGUCGAGGCCUCCCAUGUCCUCGGAUCCCGAGCUAGCCACGGUGGUGGCGGUCACCUCAACCGACCUUCCCUGCAGGGUAGUGUGUAUUGGAUGGCACCUGAAGUCGUCCGCCAGACGGCCCACACUAAGAAGGCCGAUAUUUGGAGUUUGGGUUGCCUGGUUGUCGAGAUGUUUAUCGGCGCUCACCCCUUCCCUGAUUGCAGUCAGCUCCAAGCCAUUUUCGCUAUCGGUAGCAACCAGGCUCGGCCGCCCGCUCCGGACCAUGUUAGCCAGGAGGCAGUUGAAUUCCUGGAUAUGACCUUCCAGGUUGAUUAUCAGCUACGACCUAGCGCAGAUGAGUUACUGAAGUGCAAGUUUUUGGCCAUGCCAAAACUGGGGUAA